Messenger RNA from Amoebophrya sp. A120, 223 nucleotides. The record is from the annotation of a GenBank genome assembly. Lineage: Eukaryota; Dinophyceae; Syndiniales; Amoebophryaceae.
AUCUCGACCGCUGCCCGCUGACGCCGUCGACGCCUGUCGUUCUUUGCUAAAAGCGGUCGGACCGUCGUUGCUACUCCAUCCACUUGCCAGACUUUUGUUCACCGGAACAGAAGACCGCACCUCCCGUCACAACGAACACGAUUCAAUUCCGCUGAAAAAUCUUCAAAAAUCCAAUUUACAACAAUACCAGCCGCUCUGUCCACAAGUUGCGAUUUUUUCAUAA